GCGUGCUGAGGUCACAGGUUGGAGGCGGAGUUACCGCCUUACAUCAGGAAAUCAAUUGCGCCUAAUGUAGCUGUAUGUUGUGCUGUGUAGUUCAGUUAACGAUGUAAACAAAAUAAGUUAGACGCAUUGGAACUUGCUUGCUUUAGCUACUUUCGUUUACUAAACAUGUUAGACACUUUAAUGAUGUGCUUACUGCACUUAGACUUUGCCACAAUCCAAACUAAGUUGAUGUAACGUUAGUUACUCGAUUUCAACUCACGCAACUCAACUGACGUCGUUGCGGGUCGUUUGGUUAUAGUGAGCUAGUAACGUUAAUGCUGUGACAGAGGUUGGUAGGUUAGGUAACUUAGCGGUUAGCUAACUUAAGCCAAGUUAAAGAGAAGUUAUUUAAGUUAACUAAGCCUUGAUAAACGGUGGCGACAUGACUUCCAACCAGAUGGAGGCUUCUUUGGGAGCUCUGCAGAACCCGGACCUAAGCUCUGUCCUGUCAUCAUGUGAGCCAGAGCUUCAGGAGCUGAUGAGACAGAUUGACAUAAUGAUCAAUCAUCAGAAGAGGGAGUGGGAGGCUGAGACUCUGGCCAUGGAGCUCAGGCUGAAAAGUGCACAAGAGGAGCUGUUGACAUCCAGGAAUCUCAUAGAACGGAGGGACCUGGAGAUGGGAUUGCUUCGCAAGCAGCUCGAUGAAGUCCAGCCUGGUCGACCAGAGUUAGUUACCAAAUACGAGCAGCAGCUGCAGAAAGUACGGGAAGAGUUGGAUAAAUUAAAGAGGAGUUAUGUCAAGCUUCAGCGCAAACAGCUCAAGGAGACCAGUGGGACAGAAGCAAACCGUUCAGAGGUGACCCGACUCAACGAAAAGAUUGAGGAAUAUCAGCAGCGCUCUGCUGAGUGGGAGCAGCACCACAUCCAGUACCAAAAACAACUGACAGCACUGGAGGCCCAAAAUAAGAGCCUAACUGAUGAGCUCACACACAUGAAAUCUCAGUGGGCAUUGUGGCAAAAGGACAGGGAGCAUCUGCGUACACAGCUGGAGAAGGCUCAGGGCUGCCUGCACUCACAGGAGCUCGAACUGGAACGCUUCCGACCGCUCGAGAUGUGGCUGGGACAGUCCCAGAGAGAGCAGCAGGUCAGCAGAACGGUGCUUUCAGAGGAAAGGGAGGAACUCCACGCCACACUGGACUCCCAGGAUUCAUUCGUACAAAGAGCCAGUCUCGAACGUCAGAAGCUUCGCAACCAAGCUCCCAGAUUCAACCAAGCACUGCAAGCUAAAGAUAAAGUCAUUCGCUCUCUGGAGGACUGCCUGGCAGCUCAGGGCUGUGCUGGUGUGGAAACCCUCAGACAAGAUCUGGAGAAGACUGCAACCAAGCUUCACUGUGCCGAAGCAUGUGAGGCUCAUCUCAAAGCUGAACUGGCGUGUGUCAAAGAGAGACUAGAGAGGGUGAGCCAACAGAGAGCUGGCCAAUCAGAACUGAGGAGCAUUAAGGCACAAUCUGAUUCCUCUGUUGCUGAAAUGAAAAAGGUCCGAGAGGAGCUUCUCAUGGCCAGGCAGACUCACAGUGGUGAGGUGGAGGGAAUGAGGAAGGAGGUGUCAAAGCUGACCACCGAGCUGCACCAACGCGACGUCACCAUCGGCACACUGAAAGGCUCUUCAUCCGGUGUCAGGCAGCAGCUCCGUGGGGAGGUGGAGCGAGCGGAGCAGAAGGGAGUUGAGCUUAAAAUGACUCGGGCACAGCUGGAGACUCUACAAACUGAGAACCAGCAUCUGAGGUCUGUGCUGCACAGGCUGGAGUCUCCGUCACCGAAGAGGGAGGACUCCUCUCUUGCAUCUCUGAGGGACAGUUAUGUGUCUUCCCUCAGCAGCCUGGAACAAGAGAACCUGCAGCUAAGGCAGGCACUCGCUGAGAUGCAAGCCCGACUCGAGGUCUCCAACCGGACCUGUCAAGACCGACAUGAACGAACUCUACUCAGCAACGCCGUGACUGACCAACCACGGCGUUCUCAGGACGGGGAGGAGAAAGCAACUCAAGCUGAGCUGCAGGAGAACGGCACUCGCUACGAAGGGGAGAUUCAUAGCCUCUUCAAACAGCUGCACACCCUGUCCCAUUCCUCUGGAGAGCACCCCUGUAGCCAGGCCCAAGACAGCAGGCCUCACUCUUCAGCAUCCUCCUCCUCCUCCUCCUCCACAAGACUCACCAGGAGAAACUCCGUGCCAAGUUCAAAUGAUUCUGCUGCUGAGUCACAAAGCUCCAGCUCUGAAAACUCUCUGGCCUCAGGGUCCAGAGAAAAACCUUUACCCUCUCUCUCUUCAAUGGAGCUUCUGGCGGUUUCACCCGCAGACGGCACGGUCUCUCGUUUCCUGGAGGAAGAGAGCUUUCUGGCCAAGGAGCUGGUCCAGAAGCUGGACACCCACAUCCAGGGGCUGAGAGAGAGCAACACCAGGAUACUCUCCAAGUACCUGGCGAGUGGCUCAGGGCCCGAGUGUGCCCAGACUUAGCAGACAGCAGAAUGGUUAGUGAUCGAGUAAGGUGGAAUAAAUCUGAAAACAAAGCUGCCUCGAACAGCAGCGUGGAAGACUUGACAUUUGUGUGCCUCACCUGUCUGAAGCCAAGCAGGUUAUGAUCUCGCCUUGAUUUGUUUAUCUGUUAGUCAACAGGAUUACGAAACAACUACUGGCCCGAUUUUCAUGAAACCUGUCGGAAGAAUGAAGCACGGGCAAAUGUUUUACUUUCGUUAAUGUUGCGAGAGAAGCAUUUGUACUGCAUUCAUGUGGUGUCGAAAUAAUCGGAAACAAGAGUUCCCAACUGAGAAAAUACACGUGAAGGCCCCCUCAAGUCAGAACAACAACUUGGAAAGUCUGCGAACAGUUUGGUACACGACCUGCCGAGUUAUCAUCAUAUUACGCAAAAACAUGGCUCACGAGACAAAGUAAAUGUUGGCUUGAUCAUGAACACUGAAGUCGAAAGAAUGACUUCCCAACUCGGGAAACUUGACCCUCCGAGGAGCACCUGAAUGCAGAGAUAUGUGCUCUCAGAAUGCCUUUCUAGUUUCUUACUUUUACAAAGUUUACACUAUUAAGUGCAGAGCUUUUAGUUCACCCAAGUUUUUUAUAGGAACUGUCAAAAGCCUCAUACAACCUGGCCCCCUGCAUCCCCACAGUGAAGGCCGUGUUGUACGUGGUCACACACACAACAUCGUAUUAGUCUGAUUAGCUUCUUUUUCUUAUUCUGUUUAUCUUGUAUUUAUUUGAUCUGUCUUCACUAAAUGUGCUUUUUUGUCCUGUCACUUCAAGCUUAUCUUAAAGAAAGCAACGACUGAUUAAACCCUUUGCAUCGCCUCCUGACUUGUGCGGCUGAGAUGCAUACUGUCCUGUGCCUCCAUGAGAUGUAACAAAGUUCCACUAGUCUGUAUUUGUAAUCCAAAAGAUAAACUAGCUUGACUACCCUCUUACAACACUGAA
This is a messenger RNA of Cottoperca gobio, 3454 nucleotides long. RefSeq names its product centrosomal protein 63 (gene cep63). Gene Ontology annotation, biological process: centriole replication; de novo centriole assembly involved in multi-ciliated epithelial cell differentiation. The transcript has 14 exons. The record is from RefSeq and is a predicted model, not a curated record. The coding region runs from base 422 to 2491 and encodes 689 amino acids. NCBI's taxonomy places the organism in Eukaryota, Metazoa, Chordata, Actinopteri, Perciformes, Bovichtidae. Gene Ontology annotation, cellular component: centriole.